AUGAGUGAAGUUCAACAGAAAUCGCCAAGAUCGUUUGGUAGAUUGUACACCAUGUAUUACUUUCAUUUCCCAUUUGUUAUGCUAACUACAACCGAAACUAUGCUACUUCAUGCAUUUCUAUUGAUGUUUACUUUAUUAGUGGCAUAUGGUAUUUACGCUUAUUUGCCUUCUAGUAUUAUGUUUGCAAUCUCCAGAGCAUAUUAUUAUGUUUUUGGAAUGGAUAUUAGCACAAUUAACACUUAUUCAAAGUAA
This is a messenger RNA of Candida dubliniensis CD36, 252 nucleotides long. RefSeq lists its product as uncharacterized. The coding region runs from base 1 to 252 and encodes 83 amino acids. The transcript has a single exon. Lineage: Eukaryota; Fungi; Ascomycota; Pichiomycetes; Serinales; Debaryomycetaceae. The record is from RefSeq and is a predicted model, not a curated record.